Molecule: messenger RNA, 2653 nt
Organism: Geodia barretti
Lineage: Eukaryota; Metazoa; Porifera; Demospongiae; Tetractinellida; Geodiidae
Source: the annotation of a GenBank genome assembly
CCAGUUAUUGCAACCAAUAGCCAUUGGGUAUGACACGAUUGGAAAAAUUGCCGUAGCUCUUGUCAGAUACUCGUUUUUUUGGGGAUGAUGUUCUCCAGGUUUCAACCUUGAAAGGAAAGGGAUCUAAGCGUGCUCUGGAUGCUCAUAAACUAGAAGCCUUACAUUCCUUUUUACACAGUGUACAACCUUUCAGCAAUUUGAGAAAGAAUGAGUUCAACUUAUUAGUGAAAGGAAAAAUUGAUGGUGCAUUAAAAGACCACUUGAAAACUUCUUUCAAUCGGUCAUCUUUAAAGUAAUUUUUGGAUUUCCAUUGUUUUACAUUAUUACCUGUGUUUUGGAAUUCCGAAGUUGUUUAUUCUAUCUUCUUUCAAUAUCUUGUAUUUUUUCCUCAUUUACACAAUUUUUGUAAAUGUUGUUUUUUUGGAAUUCCAUAGUUGUUUAUAAUUUAAUUAUGUUAUUGAAUACUUGCUGGGGUUGCUUAUCAUGUGUAUGAUCUUCAAUUAAAAUAUCUAUUGUGUUUCAUUAAUAUUACUUGUGUAAAUGUGAUUUUUGGAAUGCCAUAGUUGUUUUAUUUACAACGGUGUGUACCAUUUACAUCUUCAGAGGGGUCUGCUUCCAGAGGACUGUAUAAUUAUGAAUUAUUGCCGAGCGCAUUAGCGCGAGGCAACUAUUCGCGAUAUAAUUAUGUAUAAUGUACGUACACGUACGUCGUAUAUAUGUCAAUUAGUCACCAAAAUUAAAAGGAAGUGUAACUUCCGUAAUUUGGCGUCUAGCUUCCGCCGUGCGCGCACACACCGCGCGCCGCGUCGCGGUGCGCGCAUGCGUAAAUCACCGUACACACGUGCUGCAGUUCGGACGAGUGAUCAUGAGAGUGGCUAUCUGUGAGGACGUCCUCGCGAGUUAGGAGUGAACACGGUAUAUUAUACCUAAUAUAUUUUUGUAGAACCGUACACAGCCAGUAAUACGUUCAUGUAUGUUUCAGAUGUCAACGUUGGAGACAUCGGAGGGUGCCACCAUUCCCACCGUGUUGUUUGAAAACUUGCCGGAACUGCCGUUCGUGGAUUAUUGUCCCCCCGAUCAAGCAAAAGCGGUUCAGCCACCUUCGCCACCACCGUUGCGGUCAACGUCGCCGCCGCCGUCGUCGUCGGGCUCUUCGCCAUCACGGUUACCACCGGCACUUCCCGGCCCUAGUGUACCCGUUACUCCAAAUUUACCCAGCAAGCAUAACGGAAAUCCCUCGAGGAAUUAUGUGUGGUUUGGCCUUGCUCCAGCUGAUCUUGUUAGGCCAAGGCAACAUGAGGAGGAAGAAGACGAAGUUUUGGUAACUUCUUCCGACAGCUCUCGGAGUGAAUCCCCAUCUAGAGAGCAAGCACUAGUGGUAUCACAGUCCGAGGAGCCAGGCUCUGAAGUGAAGGACACUGAAGGCACGGUUGAGACAAACAGGGCGACAAGUGCGGAGUCCCAGGCUGCAGACACUAAAGAGAAGAGUAAGGUUCUUCUGAAAGUCGGACGGGAUGUUGUAGAUGAAAUAGAGACGUGCCUACUAAAAGGGAUACUAGCAUUUGACUGUGCCGGAAACGCAAAAGUGUUACAAAUUCACCCCAUUAGAGGGUCUUUGUCACGUUACGGGUUAAAGGUUAUCCUGAAUUUCCGGAGAAACAGGGAUGAUUGGUCUCUUCCUCAGAAUUUCUAUGAUCUGAUUCCCGCGUUAACGACAGCAGACAACCUUGGAGAUGAAGUUUUCAUUAGGCACAUUGCGAAUGAGCUUUGUGUGCACCCACUCAAAUUGACAAUGGCUUCCGACAUCAAGAAAGUGUACGAGACAGGUACAGAUUGAUGAAGAGGGUGGUGAAGCUGACGAUAGCUGCAUGUGACCGAUGUGUACUCUGCAAAGAUGUUAUAGUUGACCUCGACAGUGUCAACACUACCAACUGUUGCGGAGCCCGCAUACACGUCAUGUGCAUGAAGAUCGUGAGCACCUGUCCAGGAUGUGGCGAUGGAUGGAUACCACUUCCCUGCUGCAGAUGCAAACAUGAUAUGUCGUACAGUGAGCAUGCAGUGGAAAGAAUGGCAUGCUGUGAUGCCGACAUACACAAGCACUGUUUGUUCGUUCUACGAUCGAGGCAGUGUCCAUCUUGUGGGGUUUAUCUUAAAAUGGAUGGAUAUCCGUAUAUCCCAGUUUCAGUUGCAGAGUAUGUAAAAUCCCGUAGGGCAAUGAGACGUGUGCAGCGUGCAAGAAAUGGGGCGGUCGUUUAAUGGACAUCCAAAAUUUUUCGACGCAGAAAUCCUUUCACACAUGUGUGGACAUCUGCAGUUUUUGUCUCACGUACAUACACCUGUUUAGUGGGCAUCCACAAUUUUUGUCAAACUAUUUGAUUACAUAUUCUGGCAGGCAUCUGCAUUUUUGUUAUAUGUACGUACAUACGUACAUAUUUAGUGGUCAUCCACAAUUUGAUACUUUAGCCGGCAUCUGCAUUUUUGUCAUAUGUACGUACAUACAUACAUAUUUAGUGGGCAUCCACAAUCUUUCUCAAUCUCUCUUGGCAUUCACAAUUUUCUCUUUUUGUACAUCAGUCUUGUGUAUAUAUGUGUGUAUCACCAUUUAUAUCUUAUGAUCACCAUCUACAUUUCCAUCAGUAUACAUUUGUUGUUU